UUCGGCGGGCGGCGCUUGGAGCAGGUGCAGAAGCAUCCUUGUUCCCGCUGUUGCUGCUAUUCUUUCUCCAGUGUCUGAGUCAGGGAAGGACAAGCAUUCUUUCUUUGCCGCUAGAGCUUCAGUGAACUGUUGCCCAGAACCUAGGCACCCCAGACAUUUCAUCUCACCCCUUAUUCCGCGUUCACUGUAUAAAUCACCUGCACAUUUGUACCCUGUGAAUCUUCCUUCUGCUCAAUGCUUAGAGCAGGGGUCGAAAGGGAAUUUCAAGCGUUUGAAAGAAAAGGUCUUUACUGACUGCCGGGAGCUGUCUAAGGUGCUGAAGCUUUCCAGGCGUUCGUCUCCUGCAACAUCACGCGGAGUUAGAUUGCACAUUUUCGUUCCUGGCUUUCUCGUCCCCCAUGCCUUGGAUAAGACUAAUUUCAGGAUCGUGAAAAUCUCUCCGUAUCAUGGCCCACGUGAGACACUUUCGGACGUUAGUUUCGGGAUUUUACUUCUGGGAAGCAGCACUAUUACUCAGCUUGGUUGCGACAAAGGAAACAGGCAGCGCAAGAUCUCGAAGUGCUCCAAUGUCACCUUCUGACUUUCUGGAUAAAUUAAUGGGGAGGACAUCAGGGUACGAUGCAAGAAUCAGACCCAAUUUUAAAGGCCCUCCUGUUAAUGUCACAUGCAACAUAUUCAUAAACAGCUUUGGCUCUAUCGCUGAGACAACCAUGGAUUACAGAGUGAAUAUCUUUCUUCGUCAGAAAUGGAAUGAUCCUCGCCUUGCAUAUAGUGAAUAUCCUGAUGACUCUUUAGACCUAGACCCUUCCAUGCUGGAUUCCAUCUGGAAACCUGAUUUGUUCUUUGCCAAUGAAAAAGGCGCCAACUUUCAUGAAGUUACUACAGACAACAAAUUGUUAAGAAUUUUCAAGAAUGGAAAUGUUCUUUAUUCAAUAAGAUUGACAUUAACACUUUCUUGUCCAAUGGAUCUCAAGAAUUUUCCAAUGGAUGUACAGACGUGUAUAAUGCAACUGGAAAGUUUUGGGUACACAAUGAAUGAUCUCAUUUUUGAAUGGCAAGAUGAGGCACCUGUACAAGUGGCCGAAGGACUCACUUUGCCCCAGUUUCUGCUGAAAGAAGAGAAAGAUUUACGAUACUGCACUAAACAUUACAAUACAGGAAAAUUUACGUGUAUAGAAGUGCGAUUCCAUCUUGAACGGCAAAUGGGAUACUACCUGAUCCAGAUGUACAUUCCCAGUCUCCUGAUCGUUAUUCUAUCCUGGGUUUCAUUCUGGAUCAAUAUGGAUGCUGCGCCAGCCAGGGUAGCCUUGGGAAUAACUACCGUGCUGACUAUGACCACGCAGAGCUCAGGAUCACGAGCUUCCUUACCAAAGGUUUCUUAUGUCAAAGCUAUUGACAUUUGGAUGGCAGUAUGCCUCCUUUUUGUGUUUUCAGCACUUCUGGAAUAUGCAGCUGUAAAUUUUGUAUCAAGACAACACAAAGAACUUCUGAGAUUUCGACGAAAGAGAAAGAAUAAGACAGAAGCUUUUGCACUGGAGAAGUUUUACCGUUUCUCAGACACGGAUGAUGAGGUAAGGGAAAGUCGAUUCAGCUUCACAGCCUAUGGAAUGGGACCAUGUCUGCAAGCAAAAGAUGGUGUGACCCCAAAGGGCCCAAACCAUCCUGUCCAGGUAAUGCCGAAAAGCCCUGAUGAAAUGAGGAAGGUUUUUAUCGACAGAGCUAAGAAGAUUGACACCAUCUCACGAGCCUGUUUCCCAUUAGCCUUUUUGAUUUUUAAUAUUUUCUAUUGGGUUAUCUAUAAAAUUCUUAGGCAUGAGGAUAUUCAUCAGCAAUAAGAUUGAGCCUCUGGGGGCAUGCAAGUGCAAACGAUCAAUUCAAAAGAAAGUUUCUUUGCCACAGGUGUGUGUAUACGUGUGUGUGGUGUACAAAUGAUGACCAUCAUACUAAAAUGGUAUAUGGGAAGGUAUUAUUAUGAUAUGCUAUGCAAAGUCACAAGGCAGAUUAAGAGUCUUCUAAUAGAUACAAAAAUAUAUAUGAUGAGGAUUCUAUUUCAUAUUAAUUUAAGAUUAUCUGUCCUUUCACAGUAUAUCAUGUAAGUGGAAGUAUUAUUGCCAAUGUGUUUGUGUUGUUAUAUAAUAUCACAUAAUAGUACAUGUGAAAACUACUUUGCAAAUUCUAGGUUUUCAGUUCAAUGACAUUAAAUCUUACAAAAGUAAGAUCUGCACAAUCAACUUUAUAAAUGGAAAAAGUGGAAAUGUUGAAGAUUUUAAAAAUCAGUACCUUGAGGCUUUAAAAUAUUUUCUUGUACUGUAGCUACAAAACAGAAAAGUAAUCAAUUAAUUCAGUAGAAAACUCAGUAAUAGAGGAUUGUACAUACAAAUACUAUGGGAUCAACUUAUGUAAGAGCAAAAAAAAAAUCAAAUUAUAAAAUUAAAACUUAUAUACUACCAAAAAAUUCAAAUUAUAAAAUUAAAAUUAAAAAAAUUUUAGCAUUUACAUACUAAAUUUAAUUGUUUAGAACACAAAUUUCCCUCUUUGGAAAUUUAAAACCAAUGGCUUAAGAGAUCAUAUUAUAUACAAAAUCUACUUUUCUUAACUUUAUAUCUCUAUGAAUGAAGAUGGAAAUACUGAAAACAACAACAUUGUUUCUAAAUAAGUGGUAUAGCUGUGUGUUUUGAAUUAUUGCCAAACACUGCAAAAUGCAAGCCAGUACCCUUGUGUUGUUAGAUUUUUAAUAGCUGCUUAAUUGUCUGUACGUAAUUAUGUUUAAUGUUUUGAUAUAAUUGAACAAAGUUCAGUAAGAUUUUUAUAUUUUAGCCUAGAAGGAGGUUUUAAAAUUCAAUGGGAUUGUAGUAUUUACAUUUUGAUAAAAAUGAAUUUAAUUAAAACAAAAAUGGAUUUAUGAAAGAUUUUUUAAAUAAGAACAGUUUCCCAUCAAAGUUAUAUGGGUUUAAACUCUCAGCUCCAAAUGUAAGGAGGGAAGAUUUUAAUUCUAAAUUAUAUAAAUAAGUCAUUUCUAUAAAAUGAGGAUUGGUUGUUUUUAUAUUUCUGAAUUAAUAAUUUCAAUAUAUAUGCCAUGCACUAGCUGUGAGUAAUUUUAAAUAAAAUUUUUACUUAAAAUUUAUCAACAACCCCAUGGAAUUAUUUUAUCAGGAAUGGGGCAUUAACUCAUUUCAUGCAGUGCAAUUAAGUACAAAUAUAUGACAGAGUUCUUGAUGAAAGUGAACCAGACUCUGAUUCUUUCUCAGUUUUGCAGUUUUUUUGCAUUAUUUUUUAUCAGUAUUGUUGUAUUUUUUAAAAGUUCUAGAAUGCUUUUUAGAUACGUUUAACUAUUGAUCAGAUUUGCUAAAUGGAAACUCGAUGUGCCAAAUGAUUGUCAGAGAAAGGUUUAAACAUUAAGAAAACAAUUAACUCAGACUUAAGAGGAAACAAUAAGCCAGUCUUUGGAUCAAAUGGCAUUAUUUUCUGAACUUUAACCACUCUUAAACUAAAAGCAAGAACUGCCAUUUAAAGUUAAAAAUUUCUCAAUGUUAUUGAACUUUGGUCUAUCUGAUAGUAGUUUUUAAAAAAAACUUUUGAAAAAAUAAUGUAUAUUCAGCAAUUUUUGUUAGUGAAAGACCAAACUGCCCUCCUUUAUAAAUAAGUUAAAACACAAUGAGGGGGGGAAAUCAUGUUUGUGGUUAAAUGCAAAUGCCACAACUGGAAGAAAUUGUUACUCUACUUACUUUGAGGACUCUGUGCCCGAAAGUUGAACACAGUCUUCUUCAUUUGGUGUGUAUGAAUCAAAACCAUGGGAAUAUAUUCUUGUACUAAAGGUAGAUUAGAGCCAGAUAUGUUGUUCGUGUUCCCUGGGGAUAAGCUGGGUGGUUUGAAGUUAUGAUAAACUGCAUUGUCUCAAUAUGUCUCUGAAAUACUUGAAUACAUUUUUCUGUACUUUACACAUCUUAUUUCAAAAGUCCUCCAUCAUUGUUUCAAUUAAGUGAAUUCUGCCAGAAGCAAACAGAAAUGUAAUGAACUUAUUCCCCCAAAGAAAUUCACAGACAUCGUUUGUUUUCAUAUUUGAGAAUAUUAAAAAAUGUCUCUUUUAUCCCUGAAACUUAGAAUGCAAAAAUACUAGCCACAAGACAACUUGUCAGGAGGAGCACUGGUAUGGUAGAAAUUUCUUAUCUUAAAAGUAUCAUAUUUUGCUUGGGUAUACAUACUUGCCAUUUUCUUACUAUACCAAGGAAAUAUUCUGAUGGUCAUGACUCAUACGGCAACAAUGACAGUAUUUGUAUGACUGAAUCCAAACUGUUUAAAGAAAUGUGUCCCCUUGAAUGAACACUUACAGAUUAUUUAAAACUGGAAAACUACACUACCUUACAAUUAGCAUCUCAAGGUAGUAGUUGUCUCCGUAAACCCUGUGUCACACCCUAAUAUUUCAAUCAAACCAACAGAAAACUAUUAAUGGUGAGAAAAUUCAAAUACAUACCUAUACACUAAUCACCCAUAUGCAAGGUGGAAUUCUAACACGGAUAUUAUGAAGUGUUUUGAAGUAGCCCCAUUAGAAAGUUUGUAACUUUUGUACGUGCAGUUUAUUGCAAUUUUUCUUAUUAUUAUGUAUCUCAAUCAUUGAAAUUUAUGGUUCUGUAGUAUAUGAAAUUUUAGGAAACCUUGUACCUUAGCACAUACAUGCCAUACUUCUUUCUUUUCCAAACAUUAGAAUUGAAGUCCAGCUAUAGUGGGGAACAUCUAGAACUUUCUUUACUACUUGAAAUAAAUUCCAGAAAGAAACUGUAGAAGCAAGAAAGCCAAGGAUCUUUAAAAUUUCUUAACCUUUCGCAUUGUUUCUCCAAAGCAGUUUCUCACCUGCAGAGCCUGGCCCUCCCCCCCAGCUGCUGUGUUUAAGAGAUUGUAUGACUACUUAUCUUAUUCUAUAAUUAAUCUAACCUGCUAGUCACUUCAGAGGAUUGAAUGUUACAUAGUUAAAUUUUCUUUUCUUCUAUAAAGUACACAUUCCAUGAAAUGGACUCCAGAGAAUAUGGGAAUUACCAAUAUUAAAAGUAGAAACUACUCUCAUAUUAAAAGUAGGAAAUCGGCAAUACUGAUAUUCAUAACUAUCCCUAACAGCUUGAGCAUCCUAAAAGUGCAACUCUUAGAUUGAAAAUGUGCCACAGUCCUUAGACCAAUCAAUCAUUAACAAUCUUUGAGGUCAUGUCUCUUACUCCAAGACAGAUUUCAUGUACUUUGCAACAGAGGUAAUAGCAAAACGUCUCAAAAUUUAUCAGCACAUACCAUCUGUAUUUCUCAUCUAGUUGAUGCUGAACGAGUAAAGAAAGCAAGCCAUUCCAUGUAUACAGCAUAAACUUACAUUUAGUCUAUUAGUAUUCAUUGAUGCUGACAAGGCAAAGACUAUAAAAUAAUGAGAUGGGUUUAAACAUAUUAAAAGAUGGUUUCUACUGCAGGGGUUUGUAUUUUAAUGAUCUAGCCAAAACAAAUAUAAUCAUAGAAAAUAGCCUAUAAACGAAUAGUAAUCUUAGUCCACUGAGAUUGGCCAAGAAUUGUCUAGUGACUCAGAGAAUAUUUUUUGUAUCUUUAUAAUUGCAACCUUGUGUUUUGAAUUACACUCGCCUAUUAAGCACAGUUACGAUAGCUACCUUUUCUAAUUUGGGUAUUCAGUUUGGGAACUAGAUAAUUUCACUGCCUUUGCUUGGCUUCUGGACUGUUACUUGCUACUGUAGAGGUACUGAAACAGCACAGUCGGUUCUGAUGGACUAUAAACGUGCAUCGUCACUUGCUGGCUUCAUGUGCAUUUCAGAGAAGAAUUUAGUCACAAAGAUUGCACAAUUGUUUUAAGUGACAAAUUUUAAUAUCUCUUUAAACUGUACCCCAAUUACUGUAUCUGCUCAAGCAAAAAUAAAGGACUCUCUGGUA
Ailuropoda melanoleuca (giant panda) is the source of this 5913-nucleotide messenger RNA. It is a transcript of the gene GLRA3, whose product is annotated as glycine receptor alpha 3. Gene Ontology annotation, molecular function: transmembrane signaling receptor activity; transmitter-gated monoatomic ion channel activity; extracellularly glycine-gated chloride channel activity. Gene Ontology annotation, biological process: chloride transport; monoatomic ion transmembrane transport. Bases 447 to 1835 code for a protein of 462 amino acids. NCBI's taxonomy places the organism in Eukaryota, Metazoa, Chordata, Mammalia, Carnivora, Ursidae. The record is from RefSeq and is a predicted model, not a curated record. The transcript is spliced from 10 exons. Gene Ontology annotation, cellular component: plasma membrane; postsynaptic membrane.